UAUAAGUUUGAUGACAACAAAAUAGUCCUAAUUACGCUUGUGUUGUCUCAUUAAUCAAAACAACUUCUGCGUGAUUAAUUUCUCUUAACAGCGUGCUUCUCCAUUAAUGAAACCAAACCCAUUUGCGAAGCUAAUCUUCAACCUCCCGCCAAAAUCCAGUUUCACCUCAACUCAAAGCAGUUGGCAAAAUCUCAAAGAAUCUCUUGCCAAUUCAAUCUCGACCCACUGCAGAUCCCCUAACACCCUCCUUUGCCUCCAUGCUCAAUCAAUCUCCUCUGGCCUCCAUCAAAAUCUCUACAUCUGCAGCCAUCUCAUCACCAAAUACUUCCAUUUUCAAGACAUCGAGAGUGCCCGAAAAGUUUUUAGUUAUCUAAGAGGCAGCGGCAGGCCACUCGAGAAGACCCUCGUUUGGAAUUCUCUUAUUAAGGGUUAUUUGAGAAACGGGCUUCCAAGAUUUGCCCUUGAAGUGUUUAAUGAAAUGCUUGAACCUUCGUCUGGGUGCUACCCGGACAAGCAAACAUUUUAUCUUGUGAUAGCGGCGUGCACCCAUUUGUUCGAAUUUGAAUUGGGUUUUGCAGUUGAGGAGCGUGUUAAGAAUAAAGGAUUGCAAUGUGAUGUUGUUAUUGCGACAGGGUUGAUUGGUUUGUAUUCCAAGUGUGGGGAUGUUGAGAAUGCGCGGAGAGUGUUUGAUGAAAUGCCUGUUAGAGAUGUGGUUGCUUGGAACGCGAUGAUAUCGGGCUAUUCACUAGCUGGGUGUAUUUCUGAUGCUAUAAAGUUGUAUGAGAAAAUGAGGGGUGCUGACGGAAUAUUUCCUACGGAGGCUACACUGGUGAGUUUGAUCUCUGGUUGUGGGGAUUUGGGUUUGCUUCGUAAUGGGAAAAUCUUCCAUGCUCAUACGACGGAAAUAGGUUUUGAAGCCAAUACGAAUGUCUUGAACUCUCUGAUGGCAAUGUAUACUUCUUGUGGUUGCUUGGAUGAUGCAGAUAAAUUGUUCGAUGGGAUGAUUUUAAGGGAUGCAAUUUCAUGGAGUACAAUGAUUGGUGGAUAUGUAGAGAAUGAACACCCACAUGUUGCUCUUGGUCUUUUCCAUAAGAUGAUUUCAAAUACAGGGAUUUUUCCCACCCGACCCAUUUUGCUUAGUGUGAUUCAAGCCUGUGCAGAUUUGGGUGAUUAUCAAGAGGGCAUAUGGAUAAAAAAUAAGUACUUGGUAAACGAGAAUGGAGAAUUAACAUCGGAAGUUUAUCUGAUCACUGCAUUUAUCUACAUGUGUGCAAGGUGUACAGAGAUAGAUACUGCAACGAAACUUCUUGAUGAAGUCGCAUCAGUUAGAGAAGAUGUUGUUGCUUGGAAUGCAGUUAUCAAAGCUGGUGUAGAGCGUAAACAGGAGAAUCGAGUGUUUGAGAUCACACGAAUAAUGCAAAGAAGAGGAAUCAGAUUUGAUGCUAAUGUCUUCCUUCUUGGAGCAAAUGAUAGAAGAUGCUAUUCUUCCAGUUCAGAAAAGGACAGAGGUAGUUUCAUUUAUAUUACUGAAUGUCUGCAAAUAUUUGAUUAUAUUUUAAAAUUUCACUUAAUUAUCUCUUCUUUGUUCUGCAAUAGGCAGGUUCUUUCACUGAAAAAUAUCUCUCCUAAAAAAAUGCCUUAGAAUACCUGAAUAUUGACAUGGGAUGAGCAUUUAAGCUUGCUCUACUUGCAUUUGGCUAUUCUGCUUCUGCCCAAAAUUUUCACCAUGUGGAUUUAGGGACCCAGGUUUCUACUGAGGCUUGUACAUUUAAUUAUGACCAGACUUUUUG
Asparagus officinalis (garden asparagus) is the source of this 1790-nucleotide messenger RNA. RefSeq names its product pentatricopeptide repeat-containing protein At3g03580-like. The coding region runs from base 107 to 1642 and encodes 511 amino acids. Gene Ontology annotation, biological process: RNA modification. Gene Ontology annotation, cellular component: intracellular membrane-bounded organelle. The transcript has 3 exons. Lineage: Eukaryota; Viridiplantae; Streptophyta; Magnoliopsida; Asparagales; Asparagaceae. The record is from RefSeq and is a predicted model, not a curated record. Gene Ontology annotation, molecular function: RNA binding; protein binding.